Messenger RNA from Hermetia illucens (black soldier fly), 3217 nucleotides. RefSeq names its product ATP-binding cassette sub-family G member 1. Bases 1074 to 2945 code for a protein of 623 amino acids. The transcript is spliced from 9 exons. The record is from RefSeq and is a predicted model, not a curated record. NCBI's taxonomy places the organism in Eukaryota, Metazoa, Arthropoda, Insecta, Diptera, Stratiomyidae. Gene Ontology annotation, cellular component: plasma membrane. Gene Ontology annotation, molecular function: ABC-type transporter activity; ATP binding; ATP hydrolysis activity.
UCGGUAGCAACAUUCCCGUGUUCGACGUCACAUCACUUUGUUGCUUUGUCUAGCAGCUGCUCAGGAGAAUAUCUUUUUGUCGAGGGUGAAUUCUACCAGUUUCAUACGAAAUCGAUUGCCUCAACACAUCACGCUCAGUGGCAUAGUGCGAUAGUGGCUGUAAUGCCCAUUUCUAGAGCGGAACCGUAAAUUAAAUAAUUCUACGAUUAAAAAGCAAUCGGGGAAGUAUCUACGGCAGUAGGCGCGAGAGUUAGCUGGCUGCAAACAGAGUUUAUUCGCGGUGGCUACUGGCUAGCAGACGAAAGAUACUUUAAUCAACAUAUGCGCGGUGCGUUGCGUCCACUGUUAAUGGUCAGUCGGAAGAACAGAGUUGUUUAGUUUAAUUCGAUUUCUUGUGGAAUGAAGUCGGUUUCCGCUGAACAGUCCGGUUGGCCGUUGGGAACUAAUCCAUGUUUCGUUACUAACAUUUCCACAAAAUUAUAAAUUUAAAUGCUGAAAAUUGUGUGAUUAUUUGGAUUGUUAAUGGAAAAUGGUUCGAUAUAUUUUCUAGGGUGCUUUUAGAAUAAAAAUUGUGUGCUAAAAAUCAGUUUGUGUUCAAAGUAAAACCAAGUGGAAUUUAAGUUUAAAACCGUCAGUUCUACUGAAGCACGUUACCCCAAUAAAUUUAUCUCCCAAGCCACUAUCGUUUUGUAAUCAGCAAUCGGCCUGUUGUGCACGCACUCGUGAGAGAUUAGUUCGGUCCCAAGUGAGCAAUUGCGUCCUCGGUUCGAAUUUAUAUCUUUUAUCGGAAAUAAUUUUAAAGCAUUCUACGCACUUAUAUGGCCUAAUUUUCGAACAUUAUUGAUUAGUGACCUGCACGCGAGAAUCUCCACCAUUCAUCAAAUACACCAUUCAUCUACCCCAACUAUUUUGCAGCCAUUGGUCAACAAAUUAAUAUUGCCAGAAAAAUGCGGUGAUAUUUGUAAAUUAGGUUAAAUCGACUGACCGACAUCUUCCGGAAGAAAAGUAAAAUUUAUAAUUAAUCUACCACUUGAAAAGAUUUAUCGUAUGCUCUCGGAAGUGCUUAGUUUAAAAUGGAGUUAACAUCGAUGAUUGCAACAAAUAAAGAUGUUGAAUUUCAACAAAUAUGCUACACAGUCCCAAUAAGGAAAAACUUCGUUCAAGAAAUCGGUAGAAGAACUCUUCUUAAUGGCGUCAGUGGUACUUUUCGUAAUGGAGAGCUUUCUGCAAUUAUGGGGCCAUCAGGUGCCGGUAAAAGCAGUCUUCUCAAUGCCAUAUCAGGUUAUAGAACAUCUGGCGUAACUGGCUACAAGAAAAUCAACAAACGCGACUCUUGCUACAUCACCCAAGAAGAUCAUCAUCAACCCCUUCUCACCGUGGAAGAGCUCAUGCACGUUGCAUGCGCCCUCAAAGUAACGUCCCGGAAAUCCCAUGAAGUCCUUAUAACAGAAAUUCUCGAAAAUCUCAAUCUAAAUCAUCGUCGAAAUGCUACGGCCGAAUGCCUUAGUGGUGGUGAAAGGAAACGUCUUUCCAUUGCUCUGGAAUCAGUAGCGAACCCGACGAUAUUCUUCCUAGACGAACCGACAAGUGGUUUGGAUGAGGUCACCGCGUCACAAUGCAUUCAGCUGCUGAAGAAUCUUGCCAAGAGUGGAAGGACUGUCGUAUGUACCAUCCAUCAACCCUCUGCAACCAUCUUCAAGAACUUUGAUCAUAUAUAUGUCCUAGCUAAAGGACAUUGUGUAUAUCAAGGUGAACCAAAGGCGAUUAUACCUUUUUUGACAAGCAUUCAUUUGGAUUGUCCAAAGACUUACAGUCCCUCUGAUUACAUUAUUGAACUCUGUGAUUCCAAUGAAGGAUCUCUAAUAUCUUCUCUCUCCGAAAUAACUCAAAAUGGCAAACUAGAAUAUACUCAAAUUAAUGAUAACGAGCACACCAUCGGCACUGACGAAGAUUCCUUAGCCUUAUCGAAUUACCGAUGGAAAAACAUUAUCACCCCAGUGUACUUAGAGAACAGUAAACAGAGUGGUAGCCUUGGAUGUAUAGGGGGUGGUUUCGCACUAUUAGAAAAGAUGAAAGCUUUUUCGAAAAGAAUAAAACAGGACAGUGACUCAGUAUCAGGGACCAGACAAUUUUUAGUGCUUUUACAUCUGAUGAUGAAAAAGAUUCUGCGCAAUCGGAUAGCUCUUUGGAUACAGUUUAUUCAUCAUUUGAUGUGCGGAUUGAUGUUUGGGCUAAUUUUCUACAAAGCUGCCAAUCAAGGAGAACGAAUGUUCGACCACCUGAAGUAUUGCAUUGGUUGCAUACUUGUGAUAGUCUACACUCAAGUAAUGGUGCCUAUACUAAGUUUUCCCAUGGAAGUGAAACUAGUUAAGAAGGAAUUCUUCAAUAGAUGGUACAGCUUAACACCGUACUACAUGGCUUUAACUAUAUCCCGCCUACCGUUACAAAUAUUCUUCAACAUGAUAUUCCUAUCCUUCACUUAUUGGAUGUCUGGCCUUCCGAAUGAACUGUGGCGGUUCAUGCUAUUCUCCUCAGUGGGCAUAAUAACCUCCUUUGUCGCAGAGGGAAUGGGACUGGCCAUCGGAGCGACUUUCAGUAUCACGAACGGUUCGGCCGUUGGUCCCCUCCUUAUAGCACCAUUCCUGGGCUUAGCCAUUUACGGAUUCGACUUUGCUGCGGACAUUCCAGCCCUCAUGUAUGCUUUAAUGAAGCUAUCGUACAUUCGAGUUGGAGCAGUAACACUUGUGCUGAGUGUUUUUGGCUUCAACCGACCAGAACUAGAUUGCAACGAGAUGUACUGCCAUUUUAGUGACCCAAAGGUUCUACUACGGUUUCUCCGGGUGGAGAAAGUUUCGAUAUGGCAUGAAUUUGGAUUUUUAGUUUUGUUGCUAUUAUUUUUCCGGGUGAUGCUAUUUUUAAGCUUGAAGAAGAGAUGUAGGACGUAAUUGCUGUAUUUAUGGGAAUAUUGAAAUUCAAUUGUAUUAACAAGUCGAAAUGGGGAACAUUAUAUCCGAAACUUACGCAAAAUAUCUCAAUCCAAGCAUAUCAAAGCUUCUCUACACACACAAAAAUUUAGAGUUAAUAAGGAAACUACUGUGAUAGACUUAAAUAGAAUCAGGAUAGAUAUUUUCUACAAAUGGAGCUUUACUUAUGAGCUAAUUAGGUCGUAGUGGUUUUUAUACGAACUUAAUAUGAAAUAAAAUUACUAAAAUCGAAA